AUGACGUCCUUCGGUGUUCGCCACGCGUUUGAAAUUUCGAAGCUCAGCCAUGGAAUAGUCUAUGAGCGAAAUCUGCUUUCUCUCUGUAGAAGAUGGAGCAGCGUAAAGCUUGUGAGGAUGAAAUUUAAUUCAUCGGGUUUCGCGGGGUGGAGACAGAGGACAACUUUGAUUUGUGCAGUCAAGAAGGAUGCCGAAAACUCUUUUAAAAGAACCGUGGAAGUAGAUAGACUCAUAGACAUGCUAAGAGAUGCCAACGAUAAAGAACUUCAGCAGCUUGUUGCAGAGAAUAAAGAUUACGAAGAAUUGGCUACGGUAUUGAUGGUUUUGGUGGAUCGUCUUGUGCACAAGACUAAUGAAAAAAUAGAGUCGGCUACAGAUGUGCUUAAGGCAAUUUUAAAACCCGUUGUUGAUGAAGACGAAGAAAUAUCUUGGCCUCCUAGGGACCCUGAGGCUCUCAUUCUCAUGCAGAAAGAACUUCACCAAAGGGAGCAAGAAGGUCAUCUUGAUGAGAGCUUUCUUUCAGAAGUUAAUGCACAGUUGCGACAGGCAAAAGAAGAUGGUGAUAAACCAGGGUUUGAAGCUAUGCUGCAAAAGGUCCUGCAACUGUAUGCUUCUCGAGUCCUCUCCAAGCGUAGUUACGCCAAAAAAGGUGAUGAGAUAUUGAAAGCUGAGCAGUUCCUUGAGACAUUAAUACAAGCUCCCGAAACAGAAUGGAAUAGGCUACUAAUCAAUGGAUUGAACAUCGGUAAAGGCAACAUAUCCCCUGAAGAACUAUAUGCUGUCAUAAAGAAACGUAUCGAAAGGACACUGAUAAGAACAGAGGGUGGAUCUUAUCAACAGCGUGUUCUUACCGAGUACCUCAGAGGCAUCCAAUCAAGAGCUGAGGAGGUUGAGAAAGCACUCAAAGGUGGGACACAAUGAAUUUUUAUUUAGUUAUUUAUUGUUAUACGUCCAAAUGAGGGUAAAUGAGCUUCUUCUCUUGGCAAUCUGCAACUGAGCUUUUUGUAAUUAGUCUAAACUGCAGGGGUGUUUUGUAUAAUUAAUGCGUUAUUGUUGUCACUUUAGUCUUUAAGAUGCUGAGAUAUUACGAGUAUUAGUCUGAAUUGCAGGGCUGUUUCGGGUAUAUA
Molecule: messenger RNA, 1127 nt
Organism: Striga asiatica
Lineage: Eukaryota; Viridiplantae; Streptophyta; Magnoliopsida; Lamiales; Orobanchaceae
Source: the annotation of a GenBank genome assembly